This is a messenger RNA of Colletotrichum scovillei, 3021 nucleotides long. RefSeq names its product major facilitator superfamily transporter. The transcript has 2 exons. Lineage: Eukaryota; Fungi; Ascomycota; Sordariomycetes; Glomerellales; Glomerellaceae. The record is from RefSeq and is a predicted model, not a curated record. Gene Ontology annotation, molecular function: allantoate transmembrane transporter activity; dipeptide transmembrane transporter activity. Bases 318 to 2024 code for a protein of 568 amino acids. Gene Ontology annotation, cellular component: plasma membrane. Gene Ontology annotation, biological process: transmembrane transport; dipeptide transport; allantoate transport.
UCUAGCGGUCGCUAAACCGUUCGCCCACUCCCGUCGCGCGGACGCGAACGCUUGUCUUAUCAAUUGACGUCCUGUUAUCGGACAUUGUCUAGACGUUUUGGUCGGUGAAUCUACCGGUUCGCGGCCGUAGAACCGUUCGCUGGACAAGGGGACCGGAGCGAGAGAGGGAGGGAAGAGGAGAAACAGGCGAACGCGUCGGGCCUGUCACUGUCGGGGAAGAUCGGCGGAAGAUAAGGCACGUAACGUACUCUUUUGCUGAAUUUCUUCUUUUGGCCGCGGAAAGGUCGCGACCAUCCCCGCCCCCGGGACCUUGUUGCAUGGCCGCUUCAUUCAAAAGGGCGACGACACCCCGGCGCCGCUCUCGAGAUGCGACCUUAGAAUUUCCAGCAGGAGCUUCGAGUUCUCGGACAGUAGUCGACGACGACGAUCUAGAAGAAGACGACCUAAUCGACGAACGGCGGAACUUGCUCGCCAACAUGGGGUCAUCAACAGACGCACCGCAGAACCCUCCCGCCGAGGUGCAGGACGGGGAGAGGCAGCACAUUGACAGCGACAUGGCCAAGAGGAUUGUCCGCAAGAUUGAUUUCAAUAUCAUCCCGCUGCUCUUCAUCACCUACAUGUUCAACUUCAUGGACAAGACUAUUCUGUCCAGCGCCUCUGUAUUUGGUCUUAGAACCGACACUCAUCUCAAGGGCCAAAACUACAGCUGGGUCUCCAGCAUCUUCUACUUUGGCUACUUCGCCUGGACCUACCCAACCUCCGUCCUCAUCGCCCGCCUCCCCGUCGCAAAGUACAUGACCGCAAACACCUUCUUCUGGGGCGCCGUCGUCGCCCUCACAGCCGCCUGCACAAACUACGGCGGCCUCCUCACCGUUCGCUUCCUCCUCGGCGUCGCAGAGGCCACCAUCACGCCCGCCUUCAUGUUCCUCACCUCCACCUGGUACACCCGCGACGAGAUCCCCACUCGCACGGGCAUCUGGUUCGCCGGCAACAGCGUCGGCGGACUCGUCGCCUCCUUUGUUGCCUUUGGCUUUGGCCACAUCUCGAGCGACGACAAGGUCGGCCCCUGGCGCUGGAUGUACAUCAUCCUCGGCGUUCUCACUUUUGUCUGGGCGUUUGUGCUGCUCAUCUGGCUGCCCGAUACCAUCUCCAAGGCCCGCUUCCUCAAGCCCGAGGAGCGCCGGUACGCCGCUGACCGCGUCGUCGUCGCCGGCACGGGAUCAACGGAGAAGACGCACUGGAAGUGGGACCAGGUUGUCGAGUGCAUGAUUGACCCCAAGACGUGGUUCAUCUUUGGCCUCGAAAUCAUCACCCAGAUCCCCAACGGCGGCACCCAGAACUUUGCCAACCUCGUCAUCAAGUCGUUUGGCUUCACCAGCUUGCAGUCAACACUCAUCAACAUCCCCUACUCGCUCCUCUCUGCCGCCAUCAUCGCCGGAACCGGCUGGAUCGCCGGCCGCUACCGCAAGAUGAACUGCAUCCUGAUUGCCAUUGUCGUUCUGCCGUGCAUCACCGGUGCCGCGAUCAUCUACUCCCGCGAAAGCGUCAGCAGCGGUGUCCAGCUCUUUGGCUACUUCCUGCUGUCCCCCGGACCUGCCGCAAUGCCGCUUGCUAUGUCUCUCGUUUCGGCGAACUACCGUGGCGUGACCAAGAAGAUGACCAUGUCGUCUCUGCUGUUCCUCGCCUACUGCGCUGGCAACAUUGCUGGCCCGCAGUUCUUCAAGGCCUCCGAGGAGCCUCACUACAACACCGCCUUCCGCACCAUCAUGAUCUGCUACUCGCUCGUCGUGGUGCUGGCGCUCGGUCUGCGGUUCUACCUCCAGUGGAUGAACGCCAAGCGCACGAGAGAGGAAGGAUACGAGGGCAGCGCUGGUGGUGCUGGCGCUGUUGGUGGCGGUAAGGUCAUGCAGGCUGAGGGUAUUGCCGGUGAUGUCGCGGAUAUGGUUGAUCGGGUUGAGCUUCGGCCUGAGGAUUACGAGGAUGUGACGGACUGGAAGACUGCCGGCUUCAGGUAUCGUCUGUAAGAGUUGUGGUGGCUGGUUUGCUGGCAGAAGCCUGGGUUGAUUAAGCCUCGGUAGAUGGAUACAUAGAUCAUUUGCGGCUCCUCACUCAUCUCCCAGAAGAGAUGAGACGUGGGAAGUCAUAAACUUAAUAGACACUUCGGUGAACAAGUACUGGCCGCGCCGAGUGCUGCGUGAUAAUGUGUAGUGAGAUGAUGCGACUGUGCUUCAGUCAAAGUGACCCGCGACAUGAUGCUCAACAGCAGCAGCAUCACCCUCAAACUCGCCGCAAACGGGGCAGGUUACGGCCUCAGAAACUGGAGUAGGCGUCGCUUCCUGCACCUCAGCGCCAGAGUUUGCAGCCGCUCUACCUCGCCCACCAUUCUUCUGCUUAGCAGGGCGAAUGUAAGCCUCAAGUCCAACCUGCGCCGAAGGCAACUCAGGCUCGGCAUCUUGCCUGCGACCGCCGCCACGGCGGGGAGGUCUACGUGAGUCUCCAUACGCGGUCGAGCCGUCGGCGACCUCAGUGGAUGUGAAUGACGGAUCUUGUGGUUGUUGUGAGCCAUCAGUAUGAGACUGAACUCGUCCGACUCGGCCGUCGGAGAGCCGGACUUUGAUGCCUCGAGGGUGGUUGCCGCGCGUGAGCACAUCCUGGACGGUCCCGGAGACGGUGCGACCUGUGGGUUGGUCUGCUUUGAGUACGAUGUUGACGCCUGCACCGCGGACGACGGUGGCUAUUGUUGGAACGCGAGCCAUCUCCAGGAAGAUUUCUGCGAAAAAGAACAAGACUGUCGGUGGUAAUGCCGUUGUGGUUUCGGCAAGGGGGUGUAAGUGGACAGUGUCGCGUCGCUGGUGAUGAUGGCCCUGUAGAAAUUGUGAGUUUGCCGAAUGACGCAACUAGCCAGGCGAGGGUUCUGUGGCGCGGGCGAUCGCGGGAAAUCCGCACUCGGCCCUGCUGAGCAGCGCAUCAUGAACGCGGAAAUUUCCGGACUUUUCAUGAAUCCGGCCGGGUGGCGCAAUG